Messenger RNA from Colletes gigas, 2903 nucleotides. Its product is annotated as protein SMG8. The coding region runs from base 164 to 2884 and encodes 906 amino acids. Gene Ontology annotation, biological process: nuclear-transcribed mRNA catabolic process, nonsense-mediated decay. The record is from RefSeq and is a predicted model, not a curated record. The transcript has 15 exons. NCBI's taxonomy places the organism in Eukaryota, Metazoa, Arthropoda, Insecta, Hymenoptera, Colletidae.
GUAAGUCAACACUGCCUGUGUGGCCGCCACUGUAGCUGGAUUUGAUUAGUUUGUUUGGUCUUAAGCAGUGACAGGGAAUACAAGUACUGUGAUCUGUUACAAAUACUCGAUAGUGAACGCAAUGGUAUAAUUUCUGUCUUAUCGAAAUAUAAAUAAAUAUACAAUGCGACCGCAAAAAUUUCGACUGCCGUGUAAUGCAGACAGUUUCGCGCACUUAGAUAAGAAGGUAGUGAUUGUCUCUGUGUUUGGAAAGUCGCAAUAUCGUGUAAAAGGAUGCAAGACGAAUAUGCUUGGUUCGAUCCUCCAAGUGGAUCUCUUGGAUGAACCAAAAGUGGAUAAAGAUUCAUUUUGUGAGAUUGAAGGAUACUAUGAUACAAAAGAUAAAACUAUAUAUUUGCAUUUACGGGGUCUAUUAGACACACAUACUCUUUUAACAGAGUAUGAUAGGUUUAUAGAGAGACAAGAUUGCAAGGAUUUCCUCAGUAUAUGGGCUCAUAUGAGAGACAAAUAUGCUAGAGCUUUGUUAGUUCUGUUUCAUAUAUCUCAUGUUAUUGUCCUUACUCAUCCAACUCACACAUUUGACUAUAGUUAUGUACAUUUAUUCAGAGCAAUGGAUAUUGUGAGACAAAAAGUUUCACCCCAGCUUUCUGAUGUUUUGAGCUGCAUUUAUAGUUUGCCUAAAGAUUGGAUAUCCGAUGUUAGACCUUGCUCUCCUAGAGUAUUAUUCUAUUUUGAAACUUGUCCUGCUGUGUUUCAAGAUCCUGCUAGUGGAGCAAAUAUCAAGAAGCUAGAACAUUCCUUGGAAGAUCAAAUUUACCACGUAUUGAGAAAAAAUCGUAUAGUAACUAAUAUUAGCUCAAAUUCUCUGUUUGCAAUUCCGGCGAAUCAAGAAUUUGUAUAUGUAAACACAGGCACUACAGAAUCUAGAGAUAUUUUGGGUUAUAUGGCAAGAAAAUUAAUACAAAGUUGCAAAAUCAGUUCUGGUGGUAGUACUUCAAGAAGUUUGGCCAGUCAAGACUCUAAUCUUCAGAUAGAUGAUACAGAAACUGAAACUCGUUCCUUCAAAUUGUUUCUACAGCAACACAUCAAUCUGGCCUUUGCAAGAGGUUUUGAUGACAAUGUUGGAAGACAUUCUGUACCUGCAUAUUUUGAGAUACCUACUACUGGAAUAUUCUGUGAAGUGGCAAACAAGGUUUACGAUUUUUUCAUACAUGGUACAGAUAAAGAGUUUCAAACUUUACACAGUUUGUUGGAUACAGAUGUGAAAUUCAGCAAAAGUAGAUGCAGUAAAGUGCUACCAAGAGCACUGCAAACGUAUCAGGAAAAUCUACCUCAACAUUACACAAGAGCAUAUCACGAGACGAAAUUGGCUCACGCAAUGGCAGUUUUCGAGAUGCAUGCGCGUGGUCCUUUAUUCGAGGAAUUUAGCGAGAAGCUACAAGCCGAGUGUGAGAAACACUGGCGUUCCGGAAGACAAAUGUGCGAAGUCUUGUCCUUAACAGGCAACCCUUGCACGAAUCCGACUCAUAGAGGUGGAAGCGAUGGCGCUGGAGGUGGAGAACCAGCGGAGCCUAGGGACAGCGAUAAUGAUUUGCCAAUCAGAGAACAUUGUAGCGGAGUUCGAUAUAUUUGCGCUUGUAUCUGCGGUCGCUAUCAAGGCUCGCGGGAGGACCCUUUUAGUCUGCGUCAGGCUAACUAUGACUACUUCCAAAUGCUAGCAAAACAGUGUGGCUGUGCGCAACUUGAAAGCAUACAGUUUCCAGUUUUUCAACCGAGUACGCAUAAUUAUAGACCAGCACAACUACUUUCGGUGACAAAACGAAAAGAUUCUUUCUGUCACGCAGAAUCACCAACACCACGAGGGAACACUCAACCUUGCAGCCUUGGAGUCAACACUUUAAAUGACGACAUUCGUACUCCAUAUGGAAGUGGAGGUCAAUCCGAGCAAACAAGUGAAACAAACGAAGAUGUUCCUAAACUUAGUAGUAAAACCAGUUUGACACCAAGCGACGCGCACAAAGUUGUGAUAGAGGUUUCUGAUAGCGAUGCGGACAAUAAAGAGAAGUCUCUGGUCAGACAACCAUCGACAACGGAGUAUCUACCAGGAAUGUUACACACGGAGUCGCCAGCUGGUUUGCUACCACAAUUUUCCAGCUGGUCCUUAGUUUGUCUUGGACCGAGUAGUUUAUACUCACACAAUUUGGGGUUGCAACAUCAGGCUGGUGUUCUGCCCACUUCUGCUUUCCUUCUACCCUGGGAUGUGACUGUAAGAUUGGAGCAUCAAAAGGAAAGAGGUUCUUUGUGGCCUACAAUAGGUGAUCAAGGAAUUCUUGGUUACUGUCCAAGAGGGAAAAAUUUCCAAAACAUGAAUACAAUUCGCGGUCGUAAAUCUAAAGGUGGAAAAGAAUUUGUUGUGAAGAUAUUCGUUGGAGUAGAGUACGAGUGUCCACGAGGACACAGAUUUAUGGCAUCUGCGCCUGACAAGGUCCUAAAAGCAACUGGAAAUGGAAUCGUAAAGGAUAGUGGUAAUAAAGUCACAUCCAGUACCGCGGAUAUGCCUCUUUAUUUUCCGUGCCCUUGCAGGCAAACGAAACCAUUAAUAGCUCAGUUAAUGAGGAUUCACGUGGUAACUCCAAAAGCACCUGUUCACGUAACCUUGAAUCCUCGAGUUCAACCGGGGCCUCCACCCUGUCCAAUAUUUGUAACCGGUUGCGACGAACCGAUAAAACUUUCUCAAAGUGCAUAUUGGGUCUUAAGAUUACCAUACGUAUACAUGGACGAGAAGGGACCAUAUUUAGCACCAAAAGAACCGGUUCCAAUUUCACACGGAAGAUUAUUGGCGGGAAUGUAUGGAAUUAGUGAAGUGGUCCCAGAAAAGAAAUAACAUAGUAUUUAAUUUUUGU